Molecule: messenger RNA, 1931 nt
Organism: Exophiala mesophila
Lineage: Eukaryota; Fungi; Ascomycota; Eurotiomycetes; Chaetothyriales; Herpotrichiellaceae
Exons: 1
Coding region: 397-1464 (355 amino acids)
Source: RefSeq, a predicted model, not a curated record
UUCUAGUUCCGCUUAGAAGCGAAAGGCUGGUCUAGCACUUUGUACAAGACGACCUUGUUCCGCCUUUCAGGUCGAGCUUUCUAUGCCAGAACCAUAUCAAGAAGAACAAUGUCACCAGUAUUGUCCUCUAUUUGCAGUUGCUGCAGGCCAUUCCAAUGACGGCCAUGGUAUUAUCCCUCGCUUCGGUCCUUUAUUUCGCGCUCUCUCAUGUCCUCUGAAAUUGUUCUUUGUCCAGCUUCCCUUAACUUGCCUGUUUCCUUCCUCAUCAAUUCACUGCUUUGAGCCUCCUUUGGGGAGUGUGACAAUCCGACCGAGGUCCACAGAAUCUACUCGGCCUGCACGUUCGCCCCCAGCAAACACCAGUGCUCGACUACAGUCCUGUCCUACCCCAGUUUCAUGAUGUUACGAUUGACGAAUAUGCCCACGACUGAACAGCGAAGCUACGAUGAGUGCGAGUCCGAUACAGAAUCUUUUCAUUCUGCUAUAACGACGGCUCCCCCAGACGUCGAAGGCAGGACCAACUUCAAUGGGCAGAGAGGCAAGUCCGCUAGCCAGCACUUGGAAACAACGACUAUAUCCUCUGCGGCCAACAUCCGCACAAAACGGCAGCAACGAAAGCCAUCGUCUAGCCCGGUACCUAUCAUACCAACCCGAAGGUCAAGCAGCAAACGCCGCAAAACCUCCAGACUUUCAGCAACCACAGCCGACCGCACGCUCUUAACAAAUGAAUACUUCUUCUCCCUCGACGGCAUACUCGCCCUAAGCCGAGAAUUCACUCCUCUUCCUAGCGCCUCACAUUCAUCCUCCAACUCUCGCACAGCCACACGCCACCCUUCUCUCAACCCUCAGGAAGACCAUCAUAAUAACAGCUUCUCUCCGUCGACAGCGACCGAAGACAUGCAGCAUUUGUGCACAAGGCUUGACGAGAAACUGGCGUACACUCUCACCUACUCAUACUCGCGCAACGAGGAUUCUGAGUCGUCGUCUUCGCCUUCAUUGAGAGCCGCUAGCUCUAGAACUUCUGCCGACGGAUUUACACAGUCAAUUUUGCGCCGAGAUAACUCAAAUAACUCAAAUUCGGCUCACCAAGUACCUCAUAAUUCACGUCUAGCCUCCACGGAUCCUUUCCCCAGCAUGUCUGAUCAAUCCUUCAAGCCUCAUCGUCCUUGCUUGAACACGAUCCAUACCUGGACUAGCAAUCAAACGCGGAGGCUUGAAUACGAGAAGAUCGACCGCGCAUACAGCGGCCUACGCGGCUUCGUCAGAAGGGUUUUGCCACGUUGGCUACGGCCCAGAGAUGCUCGGACGGGGUUCUUCACGGGCGACUGUGAUGGAAGGAGCGUAAGACGGUUUAGAAUGGAUCUGGAUACCGAAGAAGAGUCGGUUGGGCAGCAUAACGGGAACAAAUUGGGGCAUGCCAAUGACGACACGAAACACAAACACAAAUGGAUGUGUUUUGGGUGAAAGAGAAGCCUUUACUCUCGGCUUGAAUGGCUCUGACCCAGGAGCAAAUCCAUGACAGGCUAGGCGAGCUUGACCGGAUCAACUACAUGGAUGAAAACCGGCCCUAGCGUGAACAAUACUUCUCUACAUUGCGGGUCCAUUGUGCUUGAUUACGAUGCUAGGAUAAGCUCAAAGAAGACGAGCUCAAAGAAGACGACUGCUAAUAUGGAAAGCUAUGGCGAAUAGCCUGGUCCUCAGUUGGAUACUACGAUGUUUCGCAAGGAUGAAGCACUCUGCAACAACAAAUUCGGAAGUUCUUGAUGGACAAGGUAACGGAAUAGCCUGUCUCUGCGAUGUCUGUUUAUAGUUGCACAUUCAUUUCACCACAUCUUGUCACAACAUGUAACGCAGAUAGUAAAGUACUGCCAAGUCGAGCAGUGUUGGAAAUAUCCCUAGCUAGCUAGCCAGUCAAUCAAUCGAUGACCGAG